Molecule: messenger RNA, 1362 nt
Organism: Nymphaea colorata (pocket water lily)
Lineage: Eukaryota; Viridiplantae; Streptophyta; Magnoliopsida; Nymphaeales; Nymphaeaceae
Exons: 4
Coding region: 366-1157 (263 amino acids)
Cellular component (GO): chloroplast thylakoid membrane
Source: RefSeq, a predicted model, not a curated record
CAAAAGGUAGAACAGCCUUCUCGCGGCUAGAGUUUUUGAGGCGGGAGCAGGCAAUCGCCUAGGGUUUCCGAGCUUCUUCCCACAAGAAGGAAAUCGAAAUGGCCCUUGGGACCCGCCCGACCCGGCCCGGGAAGGAUCUCCGGAUGAGUGGGGAGUGGUCCGACCAAGUUGACACCCACCCCAUCUUCCUCCCUCGCUUGCCGUCCUCUCGCUUCCUCCACCCACUUCUCUUUGCCUUCCUCCAGUCCUUCUCUUCGCCACCUCUCUCCCUCUCUUGCAAUCGGAAGCCAAUCUUCCCGUCUCAUCAAUGCCCUCUUGUUUAAUUACGAUGGAGGAAUCAACAGUCUUCUAAGUCAUCAGCUUAUAUGUUUCUUUGCCCAGUUAAGAUGAUUCUUGCUCCCUGUUCAGGCUUUGAUUUGUUGUUGAAGCAUCAAGACGCCAGUGUAAAAUGUAAAAUUGGCAAGUAUUCUUGUGCUUUGGUGAACCAUUUGUCAGAUAAAAAGUUCUUUGCUACUGUUGCAAAUGAAACCUUUGGUUGUAUAAAGAAGCCUAGAAAUUUUUCUAUCCACUCUUCAGUUGAUGAUAAUGUAGUCAGUACAGGACAGUCUAGCAAGGCUUCUAUAGCAGAUUCUGGUUCCUCUUCUAAAAGAGAUCUCAUUGCCUCGGAACCCUUAAGUUCUACAAUGCUGAAUUCCCAGAUCACCGAUGUUAAUGUAGAUGAAGCUACAGCUAGUCUUAAGGAUCCUGAUGCCGGAUUGCAAACAGACUCUCUUCAAGAGGGGAAUGAGAAAAUAUCAAGUACAGAGCAGAUUUCAAGGAAGCCAUCUAUGACUGCACGGGAAAAGCUAAGAGCAGCGCGUGUGCUGUCCAGAUUCAGAGACACUCCUGAAAGUUCAAAACAAGAUAUGGGUAUGAAAGUGCUGGAUGCACUGAGGGAUAGUGAUAAAGGGAAAUCAAGAUCAGGCUUGCCUCAAGCACCGACCAAUCUAUUUGAUGACAGCAAGCGUGGCCUGCCCAAGCAAGGCCUAACAUUUGAUUUUCCUGGAGGCAGUGAUCUGUUGUUCAUUAUUUUCUCCUUUGUAUUCAUUAGCUCUGUCAUGUUUGCUACCACUUACAUUGUUUGGAAAGCUGGUGCAAUCCACUUUAAUGAAUACUGAUUUUGUAAAAUUGCAGGAUGUCCACAGUUAUUUUACCUUUUGUUUUUUUUUUUUUUAAAUAUAUUAGCCAUGUAACAGAAAAUGAAUCACCUGUUUAAAGAGCAUAUCGUGGAUCCAGAUGUUGAUGGAAAAUGACAGCCUGGUCUUCUAAUGUUGUAUAUUUUGUUAAGAGAAUAAUGGUACCUUCUAGAAGUUCCAUUGUUCA